This is a messenger RNA of Histoplasma mississippiense, 405 nucleotides long. Its product is annotated as histone H2A. The transcript has 3 exons. Gene Ontology annotation, cellular component: nucleosome. Gene Ontology annotation, molecular function: protein heterodimerization activity; DNA binding; structural constituent of chromatin. Bases 1 to 405 code for a protein of 134 amino acids. Lineage: Eukaryota; Fungi; Ascomycota; Eurotiomycetes; Onygenales; Ajellomycetaceae. The record is from RefSeq and is a predicted model, not a curated record.
AUGACUGGAGGCAAAUCAGGAGGAAAGGCCAGCGGCAAGACUUCGCAAUCCCGCUCUUCCAAGGCUGGUCUAGCUUUCCCAGUCGGUCGUGUCCACCGCCUGUUGCGCAAAGGAAACUACGCACAGCGCGUUGGUGCUGGUGCUCCCGUCUAUCUCGCUGCUGUCCUUGAGUAUCUGGCUGCUGAAAUUCUCGAAUUGGCUGGUAACGCCGCCCGUGACAACAAGAAGACGCGUAUCAUCCCCCGUCAUCUCCAGCUCGCCAUACGCAACGAUGAGGAAUUGAACAAACUCCUUGGCCAUGUCACUAUCGCCCAGGGUGGUGUCCUGCCCAACAUUCACCAGAAUCUGCUCCCCAAGAAGACCCCCAAGUCAGGAAAGAACCCUAGUUCCAGUCUUGAACUUUAA